AUGCCGACUCGCUUCGAAGUACGCAAGCAAAAGAUCCUGGAACAGCUCGAUGCUCCAGAUGGCGAGUACCACGAUCUGUCCCCAAAGGGCUCCAUUGAUGCGCCUAUCCGAGAUCUAAUCGGCGAGAUCAAUAAGCUCCAAGGUCUCGUUACAACAAGCAGUUGCUCGGGGCGCAUUAGUGUGUUUUUAGAAGGGCGUAAAGCAGAUGCCGAAGCAUCAGACUCGGCUCAAGGGGAAGAAUCACGUGCUGGUCCAGGAGGCAAAGGUGGUGGGGGUGCAUGGCUGUUCAUUUCGCAUACGCCAGUUGAACGUGUCGAAGCAAAUCAUGAUCUCAUGUCGGAGUUUGGCUUGCAGAAAUAUGAGACUGAGGAGAGAACACCUAGUGUUUCUUGCAGAUACAUUCAUCUCAAGUUUGAACCCAUGAUACUCCACAUCCUGAGCGCAUCAAUGGACCAUGCCCAAAAAGUCCUCACUGCUGCCUUGACUGCAGGAUUUCGUGAGAGCGGGGCCGUGAGUCUAGGGUCACCAAACACGGGAGAUUCAAAUCCUAUGGUAGCAGUUCGGUCAGCUGGAUAUUCAUUCGACUCCAUCAUUGGCUAUCAAGAUGAUGAUGGAAGUAACGUUGCCCUGGUAGACCAACAGUAUUUGCGAACGUUGAUCAAGAUUGCCAACGAGCGCUUCAAGAUCAACUUUGAUCGUAUAAGUCGGUUUCGCCAGGCCCUUUUGCAGAUCUACGAACCGAAGCUUUUGAACGGGACCAAGGCUGAUUGGGAAGAUGCAGAUGUCAGGAAGCGGCGCAAGAGAGAAGAAGGCCUUGCGCGGCAACAAGCUUUGCAGAAUCAGAACUCUGGGGGCAAUGUUGAUGUAUCGGAGGAAGCAGAUGUGGGCAACAUGGUAGAGAUGUUCUCUUGA
Alternaria alternata is the source of this 912-nucleotide messenger RNA. RefSeq lists its product as hypothetical. The transcript has 2 exons. Gene Ontology annotation, cellular component: cytoplasm. The record is from RefSeq and is a predicted model, not a curated record. Gene Ontology annotation, molecular function: tRNA methyltransferase activity. The coding region runs from base 1 to 912 and encodes 303 amino acids. NCBI's taxonomy places the organism in Eukaryota, Fungi, Ascomycota, Dothideomycetes, Pleosporales, Pleosporaceae. Gene Ontology annotation, biological process: tRNA methylation.